AAACUCCGUAGAGAUCAGUCGCUUUUACGGCAGGAAUCUAUCAUUCAAGUACAACUGAAUUGUUACUUCAGUGCCUGGACAGUGUUGAUUUCUUGUGAUUUUGCUGUGCUUCAGGAAAGUUUGAAGAAAUGGGCUCAAUGGGAAUAUUGUCUUUCACCAUCAAUGGUGUUCCUUAUAAUGAGCGCGCUAGUGAAUUGUCCAUUGAUAUGUCCCUCAACACUUUCAUUCGGACUCGCGCGAAUUUGACUGGGACGAAAUUCAUGUGCCUGGAGGGCGGAUGUGGAGUCUGUAUUGUUGUGCUGAAGGGCAUCCAUCCGGUGACAAAGGAGAAAGCGACCUGGGCGGUGAACUCAUGCCUCUUUCCGGUCUUCUCCUGCCACGAUCUCCAAGUGACCACUGUUGAGGGCCUGGGCAAUGUGAAAGACGGUUACCAUCCGAUCCAGGAGCGCCUGGCGCAUCUCAACGGGACGCAGUGCGGCUACUGCUCUCCUGGAAUGGUGAUGAAUAUGUACGGCCUUAUGGAGCACAAGGGUGGGAAAGUGAGUAUGGAAGAAGUGGAGAAUUCCUUCGGGAGCAAUAUUUGUCGCUGCACGGGAUAUCGUCCCAUUCUGGAUGCCUUCAAGUCUCUAGCCUCGAACGCCGACGAGAAGCUGGUGUCCCUGUGCAGAGACAUUGAGGAUUUGCCCAAGAAGUGUCCAAAAAGUGGGCUGAAGUGCGAGGGAAAAUGUCAUCCGGCGGAGAAGAAAUCCUUCAAACUGUCCGAUGCAAAAGAGUGGCACAAAGUCCUCAAUAUGCAAGACAUAUUCACCAUCUUCCAGGCUUCGGGAGACAAGAAGUAUAUGCUAGUGGCAGGAAACACUGCUCAUGGCGUUUAUCGUCGUGAUGCAGAUAUUGAACUAUUCAUAGAUGUGAAUUCAGUUGAGGAAUUGCGAAAACACUCCAUUGGAGACACACUUGUGCUUGGAGGGAAUGUUAAUCUCACGGAAAUGAUGGAGAUUUUGGAGAAAGCCGCCUCUCAGAAGCCAGCCUUUGAGUACUGUCGCGUCCUUAUCAAGCAUAUCGACGUGGUUGCGAGUGUUCCUGUGAGAAAUACUGGAACCAUUGCUGGGAAUCUCAGUAUUAAACACGCCAACAUUGGGUUCCCAUCGGAUAUUUUCCUGAUUCUGGAAGCAGUCGGAGCCAAACUCACCAUCAUAGAUGCUUCUGGGAAGACCACAGAUUUGUCUCUAGUGGACUAUUUGAAGUUCGAUAUGAAGAAAAAAGUUAUCUUGAAAGUUACACUUCCAGCUCUUGAUCCUUCCAGGAUCUUUGUCAGGACCUUUAAGAUUAUGCCUCGCGCUCAAAACGCCCACGCUUAUGUAAAUGCGGCUUUUGUGUAUGAAUUUGCUGACUCUUCGAAGGCCAAAUUGACUAAAGCUACCAUUUGCUUCGGCGGAAUCAAUCCAGUGUUUGUCCAUGCGAAGGCGACGGAGAAACUCCUGCAGAAUGUGAAUCUCUUCGAUGACGCCUUCUACCAAAAAGUCCUUACCACACUCGGCGAUGAGAUAAAUCCAGAUUGGGAAUUGCCUGAUGCUUCGCCAGAAUACAGGAAAAACUUGGCUCUGGCGCUCUUCUACAAGAGUUGCCUUGAUCUCUGUCCAGAAGAAAGGAUGAAGGGACAGUUCAAGAGUGGCGCUACUCAAAUUGACAGGAUUUUGUCUUCUGGAACACAGACUUUUGAUACUUAUGAGAAAAAUUGGCCCCUCACGCAGCCUGUUAAGAAGCUAGAGGCUCUCAUUCAAGUAUCUGGCGAGGCAAAGUACAUGAAUGAUCAUCCGCAUCGCGAUGAUGAUUUGUGGGCGGCUUUUGUACUCUCCAGCGAAGCCAAGGUUAAGAUUGCGCGAAUUGAUGCAACUGAGGCUCUCAAAGUUCCUGGAGUUGUGGCUUUCUACAGCGCAAAGGACAUUCCGGGCAUCAAUAGUUUCGUGUCUCUAAAAUGUCCCUUCACCACUGAACUCGAGGAGAUUUUUGCCAGUGAUCUUGUUGCCUUCCAUGGUCAACCCAUUGGAAUGAUCGUGGCUGAUACUUUUCCACUGGCCCAUUCAGCGGCACAGCUCGUGAAGGUGAUGUAUGAGAAGCCGGAGAAGCGGGAGCUCCUCGUGACACUGCGGGAUGUCCAGGAGGCCAAGGCGUGGCAUCGGAUCUGCAGUGAAAUCCACACGGAACCGACCAAGCAGGGCGUGAAGGGAAGUCACCAAAUCAGCGGACGAUUCGACAUAGGAAGUCAGUAUCACUAUACAAUGGAGCCUCAGACUACCGUAUGCGUUCCCACGGAAGAUGGACUUGAUGUCUUUUCUGCCACGCAGUGGAUGGAUCAGACUCAAAUAGCCAUUGCGGAUUGUCUACAAGUGCCCGAAAAUUCCGUCAAUCUUCAGGUUCGUCGCGUGGGUGGCGCCUAUGGUGGGAAAAUAACACGCUCUGGUCAGGUGGCUUGCGCUGCAGCCCUUGCAUGUCAUCAUCUGAGACGCACCAUUCGCUUCGUCAUGUCCAUUGAACAGAACAUGACGGCUAUCGGAAAGAGAUAUGCCGUCUCGUCUGAGUACGAGUGCGAAGUUGAUGAUUCUGGGAAGGUUCUCAAAAUGAAAAAUACCUUCAUGGAGGAUUUCGGGUGUUCAGCCAAUGAAGAUGUCACUGCCUUCGCCAACAAAGCAUUCCUGAAUGUCUACGACGGCGCCACAUGGGACGUAAUGUCCAAGCUGGUGAAAACAGAUGCUCCUGGCAAUACUUGGUGUCGUGCUCCCGGGAAUCUCGAGGGAAUGGCAAUGGCAGAAAACAUUAUGGAGCACAUUGCACACGUAACUAAGCGGGAUGUGAAUGAUAUUCGACUCCUAAACAUGCCUGGCGAUAGUCCCAUGAAGAAGUACUUCUCAGACUUUCGACAGUCGACGGAAUUUGAUGCGAGAAGGAAGGAAAUAGAUGCCUUCAAUGAGGCUAACAGGUGGAAGAAGCGGGGUAUUUCUCUAGUUCCCAUGACCUUCCAUCUUGAGUACUUCUUCACAAUGCCGGCUCUCGUGUCCGUUUAUCAUGGCGAUGGAUCUGUGUCCAUCACUCAUGGAGGAAUUGAGAUGGGCCAGGGAAUCCACACCAAGGCAGCUCAAGUGGCGGCUCAUAUUCUAGGCAUUCCGCUAGAGAAGGUCGCCGUGAAGCCUUCAAGUGUCCUUACAGCGCCCAAUUCACUCGUCAGUGGAGGAAGCAUAGCCAGCGAUACAAUUGCCUUUGCCGUGAUGAAAGCCUGCCAGAAUCUCCUGGAGCGAAUGAAAGGUGUCAAGGAGAAGAUGAAAGAUGCGUCCUGGGAGCAACUCUGUGCGGCUGCUUAUCUGAAUGGAGUUAAUCUCUGCUCAGCGUAUAUGUAUCGUCCAGGAGAUGCUAAGGAUUACCACAUCUGGGGAGUAACUUGCACGGAAAUGGAAGUAGAUCUCCUGACCGGCAACGUGCAGCUGCGUCGAGUGGACAUCCUGGAAGACACUGGAGAGAGUCUAAGUCCGAAUGUGGAUGUUGGCCAAGUUGAGGGCUCUUUCAUCAUGGGUGUGGGAUAUUGGCUCCAUGAAGCUCUUGUCUUCAAUCGCCAGAAUGGUGAGCUUCUCACAAACAGAACUUGGACUUACAAGCCACCAGGAGCCAAAGACAUCCCCGUUGACUUCAGGGUCACUUUCCUGCAGAAGAGCUCUAAUCCCGGAGGAGUGCUGCGCUCAAAGGCCACAGGAGAGCCUGCUCUUGCCAUGUCCUGUGGCGUGAUUUUCGCCUUGCGAUAUGCGCUCAAUUCAGCCCGAAAAGACGCAGGUCUUCCUCCUGAUUGGUAUCACAUCGGAAGCCCUUCAACUCCCGACGAGAUAUUCCUGUUGGCAGGAAACAAGGUGGAAGAUUUUCGUUUCCAGUAACGCUCUUAUAUCAAAUGAUAUCAAGCAGUAAGAAGAUCAGUAUUAAUAUUAUACUUAACAUAACGUUGAGAAAUGUAUAAAUAAACGGUUAAAGUUACUAAUUUUCAUAGUUGAUUUCAUAUAUUCCAACAAAAAUAAGAUUACGAAGAACACAGAUGUUAUACUUGUUCUCAUCGUCACAGGCAAUGAGUGCAAACAUAUCAAACAUAUAAUAUUUUUCCGCUCGAAAAUUUUAUUAUCUCGUUUUAUUUCACUUCGAGUUAAUUUAACCGGAAAAUAUAAACAUUCCCACAAACACUUUUACUACAAUAAUACCUAAUACUUUUUAUAAAAGCAAUGUGUAUGUAGGUCAAUUGUUGCAAAAUCAGAAUAAUUCGCGAUGACUAAUUAAGAGGUAAACACGUUAUGGUUCAUACGUUUAUUAAAUAAAACAAAUGGGAAUAAAAAUAAAUUGCC
Messenger RNA from Phlebotomus argentipes, 4373 nucleotides. RefSeq lists its product as uncharacterized. Gene Ontology annotation, molecular function: FAD binding; oxidoreductase activity; iron ion binding. Lineage: Eukaryota; Metazoa; Arthropoda; Insecta; Diptera; Psychodidae. The transcript has 6 exons. The record is from RefSeq and is a predicted model, not a curated record. The coding region runs from base 129 to 3917 and encodes 1262 amino acids.